Sarcophilus harrisii (Tasmanian devil) is the source of this 2439-nucleotide messenger RNA. RefSeq names its product transmembrane protein 180. Lineage: Eukaryota; Metazoa; Chordata; Mammalia; Dasyuromorphia; Dasyuridae. The transcript is spliced from 7 exons. Bases 372 to 1778 code for a protein of 468 amino acids. The record is from RefSeq and is a predicted model, not a curated record.
AUCAGGGACCGAAUCGGGUGCUGGCAAGAAGCUGCCCCCCGGCGCGAGGGGCCGGAAAAGCGCUCCGGGUGGCGGGGGGUGUAAAAGGUGUGUUCACCGAUGGGAUGCGCGACACUCCGGGAGACUCACCUGGGCUCGCUGACGUCACCCUGGGAGUGAGGAUGAGGAGGAUGAGGGGCUUGCGACUUGAGGUAGUGCAUAGUGGUGCGAAGCACGGAGUCCUGGCCUGGCAUCCAAGAACCCGGGCUCUGACCUUGCACAACCUUUCACUCGUCUGGUCCUCAGUUUCCUCACUUGUAAAUGAUGGAGUUGAAAUCCCUUCCUCCUGGAUCUAUUAUUGCUGAGGGAACAAGAAGUAUUCUGCAUGGAAAAUGAAGCUUGUACGAGUUCAUGCCAAUGCUCUGGCAUAUUCCAUGACUACGCUAGGGACAAUGAUGAUGAAUACAGUCUUUAAUUUUUACUACAUGCAGCUUUUUUUGAAGCGAUACAAGAUUUCAGAAGCUGCCUUUCACCAAUCUCAGGUAAUUUUUAUGAUCUGGAAUGCUCUUAAUGACCCUCUUUUUGGAUAUCUUCAAGACAACGCCAAGGCAUCUUAUUGUUCAGGACGUCAGAUUGCUAUCUUGUACGGUGCUCCUUUCUAUGCUUUGGCGUUCCUGCUUCCUUGGUUCCCUUGGAAACACUACCGUGAAGGUGACUGGCUUAGUGGACUUCACCUUGUGGUAUCCCUAUGUGCUUUUGAUGGCAUGUUGACAUUUGUACAGCUAGCCCAAUGUGCCCUGUUUGCAGAGAUCUCCACUCGGCACGAGAGCCGGCUUCAGCUUAUUAAAUAUAACCAAGUGGCGUCACUAGUGGGAUCUACCAGUAUACUUUUCUGUGGCCUUAUCUCCGAUAACAUGGAGAAUUUACCCCAUUUCCAGGCUUUUUCCAUUGUCAUUGCUGUUCUUGCUACUGCCUGCCUUUUCUAUACUGGUAUUUACAGUAUGAGUCACUAUGAACUUAAAGGAAGCCCUGGAGAAACCAGUAUCUCAGAAAGCCAGCCGGAGCUCUCCUGGGCCUCAGUCAUCUUGCUGACCAAACAGAUAUUGACCCAGAAAAACUUUCUGCUUUUCUUGGCAAUGAAUUUCUUUCAAGUCUUCCAUUUAACCGUCUUCAGUAACUUCAUGAUGAUCUUUGCAGAUAACCUCAUCCCCAAAGAUGCUUUUUCUUCUUCUAUGAGGAGCAUCAUGUAUGGGGCAGGGUUUAUUUGUCCACAGUUUCUUGUGCUCAUCAGCCACUCCUGGCUCAAGAAGUUUGGUUACUAUAAAGUCAUUUUAUUUUCCUUUUAUGUAGAAGUAGCAGCUGCGACUGUGAUGUUUGUCUUGGGACAGGAACACUAUUAUAUUUUGGCUUUUUAUCUCACAACUAACAUGGUAGUAGUUCAAGCCUCAUUUAGUUUGUUUAAUCUUCCUCUGGCUGACAUCAUUGAUGCAGAUGUACUGAAAUUCAAACGGAAAUCACCCCUUUCCUCAAUGGUUUUUGGGACCAAUGCUUUGUUUACCAAACCUGCCCAGUCUUUAGCUCCUAUGGUUAUAAUCACUGUGUUAAACCACUUUGGGUACGAACAACUAAACAAGAAGUCCAUACAGAUUGAUCCCAGUUUAUUAACAGGUCUUCAUGAUGCAAUGUUCUCCUUGAUUUGUCUGGUUCCCUUGUGCAUUGCAAUAAUCCAGAUUCUAGCUUGGACUCCCUUCUCUAUCAGAAGUAGCCAUGACUCAAACUGGGCAUUCACCUUCCAAUAAGAUCAUAUUCUGUCGUAAGAUUAAAAUGUGGUUUAAGAUUUUUGUAUUUUUUAAUUAAGAUGUUUUUCAAUCAAAAAUCUGCCUUCUCUUCCUCUCUUCUCCUCCCUUUGAGAAAGAAAUGAAAAACAAACUCCCUGUAACUUUUAUAUUUUUUAUAUUGAAUUUUUACUAUGCCAAAAGGGAAAAUUCCUCAUUAUCACCUCUUAUCUAUUAAAAAAAUAACUUCAAGAGUUCCCUUGCCUCUUCUGACUAUGGGACUAAAUAUAAUUUGUUAUUAAAUAAUGAUGUGCCUCUGGUGCCUGUAGAUUAUCAUUUAUAGUUCUCAGAAUAUAUUAUAUUCUCAGCAUAGCCUAAAACUCUAGGCAAUGGAAUUGCCACAUGAUUUGGUUAAAUGAAUUCUCUGUGGGUUGGUGGGAAGCUCUAGAGUAUACCUGCCUAUUAUAUACGUUAUUUUCAGUUUCUCUCACUAUACUGUUCUGAGCUGAUUUUUAGAAAUCGAUUGGUCCUUUAUGAUGGAGGGAUACCUCUGUAUACAGUUGGAUUAGCUGCAAAACAUUACUGUGCCAUAAUGAGCAGGUUUCUUAGGUUGGUGGACCUUUGAAAGUUUAGGGAUAAAUGGUCAAAGGAUUUAAACAGACAAUUUUCAGAUAAAGAAAUUAAA